Messenger RNA from Ctenocephalides felis (cat flea), 1074 nucleotides. Its product is annotated as voltage-dependent anion-selective channel-like. NCBI's taxonomy places the organism in Eukaryota, Metazoa, Arthropoda, Insecta, Siphonaptera, Pulicidae. Gene Ontology annotation, molecular function: voltage-gated monoatomic anion channel activity. The transcript is spliced from 6 exons. Gene Ontology annotation, cellular component: mitochondrial outer membrane. The record is from RefSeq and is a predicted model, not a curated record. Gene Ontology annotation, biological process: monoatomic anion transmembrane transport. The coding region runs from base 156 to 1004 and encodes 282 amino acids.
UCUCUUAUAAAUUUUCCAUAGCCUCGAACCAUAGUCAGUUCGCAGGUCCUUCGUUAUACGUAUUGUACGUCUUUUCCAUUGAGUAGCGAAUUUGCCCGUCUUACAAUAUUAAACGUGAAUUCGUUUUGCCGGGUCGUAGUAACCAAUUUAAUAUAAUGGCUCCUCCACCAUACGCAGACUUGGGAAAACAAGCUAGGGAGGUAUUUAACAGUGGCUAUCAUUUUGGUCUUUUCAAAUUGAAUUUGAAAACUAAAACUGCCUCUGGGGUUGAAUUCACUUCAGGAGGAACUUCUGAACAUGAAACUGGCAAGGUAUUUGGAUCUUUGGAGACAAAAUACAAAGUAAGUGAUUACGGUCUCACUUUUUCUGAAAAAUGGAACACAGACAAUACUUUAGCUACAGAAGUUUCCAUACAAGAUCAAAUAGCUAAAGGUUUGAAAGUAUCAUUCGACUGCUCUUUCGCACCACAAACGGGAAGCAAAACUGGUGUUUUGAAAACUGCCUUCUUACAUGAUAGUGUUGCAGUAAAUGCUGAUGUAAAUUUGAAUUUAUCAGGACCUUUGAUCAAUGCCAGCGCAGUAGUUGGUUAUCAAGGAUGGUUGGCCGGUUAUCAAACUGGAUUUGACUCUGAAAAUUCCAAGGUCACAAAGAACAACUUUGCCCUUGGAUUCUCCACAGGAGACUUUAUUUUGCACACCAAUGUUGAUGAUGGCCAGGAAUUUGGUGGCUCAAUUUAUCAAAAAGUUUCAUCAAAGUUGGAUACUGGAAUUCAAUUGAAUUGGUCUGCUGGUGCGAACAACACACGUUUUGGUAUUGGUUGUAAAUAUAAUCUGGACAAUGAUGCCUGUGUUCGUGCAAAAGUAAACAAUGUGUCACAAAUAGGGCUUGGUUAUCAACAAAAGCUUAGAGAAGGUAUCACUUUAACAUUAUCUGCUCAAAUCGAUGGUAAAAACUUCAACAGCGGUGGCCACAAAGUAGGCGCUGCAUUGGAACUAGAGGCUUAAAUUAUAAUUCUUUUGGACAACUGUUUGUAGCCGUUUAGAUGUGAAAUAAGAGUAAGAUAAAACAAGACAA